Messenger RNA from Jaculus jaculus (lesser Egyptian jerboa), 1707 nucleotides. It is a transcript of the gene Il1rn, whose product is annotated as interleukin 1 receptor antagonist. Gene Ontology annotation, molecular function: cytokine activity; interleukin-1 receptor antagonist activity; interleukin-1 receptor binding. The record is from RefSeq and is a predicted model, not a curated record. NCBI's taxonomy places the organism in Eukaryota, Metazoa, Chordata, Mammalia, Rodentia, Dipodidae. Gene Ontology annotation, biological process: inflammatory response to antigenic stimulus; negative regulation of interleukin-1-mediated signaling pathway. Bases 117 to 596 code for a protein of 159 amino acids. The transcript is spliced from 5 exons.
AGGAGCAGCUGCAGCUGGGAGCGUCCAUUACUGGGUGCUCCUUUAUUUGUAGCUGCUUUGUCUGGAACAAGAAGCUGCAAGACUACAGAAGAUCUUGUAUUCUACCAGGCCUUUCCAUGGCUUUAGAGGCAGCCUGCCGCCCUUCUGGGAGAAGACCUUACAAGAUGCAAGCCUUCAGAAUCUGGGAUAUUCACCAGAAGACCUUCUACCUGAGGAACAACCAGCUAAUUGCUGGAUACUUGCAGGGGCCAAAUACUAAAUUAGAAGAAAAGAUGGACGUAGUAUCUGUUGACCCUCAUACUUUGUUCUUGGGGAUCCAUGGGGGGAAGCUGUGCCUGUCCUGUGUCAAGUCUGGGGAUGACAUCAGGCUCCAGUUGGAGGAAGUUAACAUCACUGACCUGAGCAAGAACAAAGAACAAGAUAAGCGCUUCAUCUUCAUCCGCUCAGAAAAAGGCCCCACCACCAGCUUUGAGUCUGCUGCCUGCAGGGGCUGGUUCCUUAGCACAGCAUUGGAGGCUGAUCAGCCCGUCGGCUUCACCAACACACCUGAAGCACCCAUCAUGAUAACCAAAUUCUACUUCCAAGAGGACCAGUAAUUCCUGCCCAGACCUGUCCUCAAUCCUAGGCUAUUAAUGACUCCGGGGACUGCCUCCUCACUCUGGCCACCACUGGAGUCUAAGGACCUUUAUUUGCAGGGUGAACAGUGAAAGGAGGCACAAGACCUGGUCUUGUCCUGUAGGUCCUUGUCUGCACUCUAUCAGUAAACCGAACUUCCAUGCUUACAUGAUUACAAAAAGUAGGUCAUAAUAGCCCUUUGCUCAAAACACUUCCCUGUUACCGCUGCACUCUUGGGGAAGCCUAGACCACCUGCACCAUCUGGAUGCUCUCCACUCCCUCCACUUUGCUCAUCUACCUCUGCUCCAUGUGUCUAUAGAUCCACCAGGUCUCUUAUCAUCCCCACCAGGUAUCUCCUUUAUCCUGUUUUACCAACCUGUGUUGGUCCAUGGGGAAGAUUUUUGUUUUUGUUAUGUUUGUUCAUUUUGGGGGCUUAGAAUUAAAUCCAGGACCUCACACAGGCUAAGUAUGUGCUGUACCACCAACCUACACCUCCAGUUCAUAGGGAAGUUUCUAAGGUUCUUGAAAAUGGAAAUGAAGGGGAGCAUACUGAUUUUUAGUUAGGUAACAUUAUGCAGUGUGAAGGGGAGUCCUUCAUGUGGAUCCUUGCUGAGAGGACCUAGGGAUUAAAACUUUUUGCCUUUGCACAAUGACUGAAAGCAUAGGAAAAUAGGAAGUAAGUUUUUCUUUUUUCCUUUCUUUACUAUAAAAUAUAAAAGUUGGUGGACCAUGUUGUCCCCAUAAUAUCUUUCUUUUUGAAAUUUCUCAAUGAGUCCCUCUGCCUGGCUCAAGCACCACCUCCACUCCAGAUCUCCUGCAGCUACAUGGAGAAGUUACCUACUCCACACUGUGCAUGUGUGACUCCCCAGUGCAUCCUAGUUUGCUGAAGGAUGAAUCCAUAAACCACUUCUUGACCAUUUUAGCAUUUUUGGCACUGAGACUUGUGUGGAAGAGGCUGUGCUUCUGUCUGUCCUCUCUUCCAGACUGUAAGCUCUGGAGAACAGGGCUAUCACUUCUGUGUGUCUCAGGUCACUGCUUGAAUAACCACUUGCCUUGGUCCUUAGCAGACACUCAGGGAAUAGUUGGUGUAUG